Hypoxylon trugodes is the source of this 3232-nucleotide messenger RNA. Its product is annotated as formate-tetrahydrofolate ligase. Gene Ontology annotation, cellular component: cytosol. Gene Ontology annotation, biological process: tetrahydrofolate interconversion. Gene Ontology annotation, molecular function: formate-tetrahydrofolate ligase activity; methylenetetrahydrofolate dehydrogenase (NADP+) activity; ATP binding. The record is from RefSeq and is a predicted model, not a curated record. The transcript has 3 exons. The coding region runs from base 479 to 2854 and encodes 791 amino acids. Lineage: Eukaryota; Fungi; Ascomycota; Sordariomycetes; Xylariales; Hypoxylaceae.
GCCAUGCCUCAAGAUCAUCCAAGGUUUGUUUUCCUUACUUCCUGUUGUAUAUUAUCAUACCUAAUCAUGGUACUAAUAUGGUUAAUAUUUAGUUGGUGAUCGUUCUGACUCUUCGACUUAUGUUCGCAUGAAGCUUAAGGCCGCCCAAGAGGUAAUCCAAUAUUAUAUCCCAUUCAUAAUAUUCUCAUAAUCUAACAAUUGUGACUCAUAAAAGGCUAAUAUCACAUGUGAACUCUUACACUCCCCUGAGGAUAUCACUGAGGCCGAGCUCUUGGCUCAGCUACACCUUCUCAACAAUGACCCUGGGGUGCACGGUAUUCUAGUUCAGCUACCCUUGCCCAAACACAUUAACGAGUACACCAUUACCUCCGCGGUUGCGGAUGAGAAGGAUGUCGACGGGUUCGGUACCACGAAUAUCGGUGAACUUGCCAAGAAGGGUGGCCACCCAUUUUUCAUCCCCUGUACCCCCAAGGGAGUCAUGGUCCUCCUGCAGGAGGCAGGUGUGGACUUGAAGGGAAAGGAUGCUAUCGUUUUAGGCCGAAGUGACAUUGUCGGAAGCCCUGUCAGUUACUUGCUGAAGAACGCCGAUGCAACUGUCACCGUCUGCCAUUCCAAGACUCAAAAUAUUGAGGAGAAAUUGAAGAAGGCGGAUAUUGUGGUGGCUGCCAUUGGUCAGCCUGCCUUUGUGAAAGGAGAAUGGCUCAAACCCGGUGCCGUGGUCAUCGAUGUGGGCACCAACUACAUCCCUGACGCAUCUAAGAAAUCAGGACAACGAUUAGUGGGUGAUGUCGAUUUUGAGUCGGCUUCUCAAGUUGCCUCCUACAUCACACCAGUUCCAGGUGGCGUGGGUCCUAUGACAGUUGCUAUGUUACUCCAAAACGUUGUUGACUCUACCUCAUUGUAUUUUGAGCGCCAAAAGCAAAGGCGCAUUAUCCCUCUUCCCCUGAACCUGAGAAACCCCGUCCCCUCGGACAUUGAGGUUUCAAGGUCUCAGCCACCAAAACCAGUUACUCGCGUUGCUGAAGAGGUCGGAAUUGCGCACCAUGAGUUGGAGCCAUAUGGCGCAUACAAGGCUAAGGUAGAUUUGAGCCUAUUGAAGCGCCUAGAGCACCGUCGGAAUGGUCGCUAUGUUGUUGUAACCGGUAUUACCCCCACUCCCCUAGGUGAAGGAAAAUCCACCACCACCAUGGGAUUGGCACAAGCACUAGGAGCGCAUCUAGGUCGGAUAACUUUUGCAAAUGUUCGACAGCCCAGCCAAGGACCUACCUUUGGUAUCAAGGGAGGUGCAGCUGGCGGUGGAUACAGCCAGGUCAUACCGAUGGACGAAUUCAAUCUGCACUUGACUGGUGACAUACACGCUAUCUCAGCAGCAAACAAUCUUCUCGCUGCCGCUAUCGAGACACGCAUUUUCCACGAGAACACACAAAAGGAUGCACCCCUCUACCGAAGAUUAGUUCCAGUAAAGAACGGAAAGAGAAAUUUUGCUCCCGUCAUGUUCCGACGACUGAAGAAACUAGGCAUUGACAAGACUGACCCCAAUGAGCUUACCGAAGACGAAAUCCACCAAUUUGCUAGAUUAGACAUCGACCCCGAGACUAUCACAUGGAGGCGUGUGCUAGACGUCAACGACCGUCACUUGCGUGGUGUCACUGUCGGCACUGCACCAACUGAAAAGGGACAGAGCCGAGAGACCGGUUUUGAUAUUUCUGUCGCCAGCGAAUGUAUGGCUAUUCUCGCUAUGAGCACAAGUCUCGCCGAUAUGCGAGAAAGACUUGGCCGAAUGGUCGUCGCUACGUCUAGGUCAGGUGACCCAGUCACUUGUGAUGACAUAGGAGCGGGAGGUGCGUUAACGGCUCUCAUGAAGGAUGCUAUCAAGCCCAACUUGAUGCAAACUCUGGAGGGCACGCCUGUGUUUGUGCAUGCUGGUCCUUUCGCCAACAUUAGUAUUGGAAACAGCUCCAUCCUUGCCGAUAAGAUGGCACUGAAACUAGCGGGUACCGAGCCUGACGAAGACCACGACGCAAAGGCUGGUUUCGCAGUGACCGAAGCAGGUUUCGACUUCACCAUGGGAGGCGAGAGGUUCUUCAACAUUAAAUGUCGUGCUUCUGGUCUAGUCCCCGAUGUGGUCGUUAUCGUUGCUACGGUCCGUGCUUUGAAAGUACACGGUGGUGGCCCGCCAAUUGCUCCUGGUGCGCCGUUGGAUCCUGUCUACAAGCAAGAGAAUGUUGAGAUCCUUCGAAAUGGUUGCAUAAAUCUCAAGAAGCACAUCGCAAACGCGAAGACAUACGGAUGCCCAGUCGUCGUUGCUAUCAACAAAUUUGCCACUGAUACCGAUGCUGAAAUUGCUGUCGUACGUGAAGAAGCUAUCGCUGCCGGUGCUGAAGAUGCCAUCUUGGCAAACCACUGGGCUGAAGGCGGAAAGGGCGCCAUAGACCUCGCUAAGGGUGUGAUUGCCGCCUCUGAAAAGCCGAAAGACUUCGGUCUGUUAUACGAUGUGAGCGAGGGCUCCAUCCAGCAGCGCAUGGAAAUUAUCUGCCAGAAGAUGUACGGUGCUGCAGCUGUUGAGUUCAGCGAACUUGCCCAGAAAAAGAUUGAUACAUACACGAAACAAGGUUUUGGCAACCUUCCCAUUUGUAUCGCUAAGACACAAUAUUCGCUCUCCCAUGACCCGGAUCUCAAGGGUGCACCUACCGACUUUACUGUCCCGAUCAGGGACGUGAGGAUGGCCGCUGGUGCUGGCUAUCUGUAUGCCCUCGCAGCUGAUAUCCAGACGAUCCCCGGUCUUCCUACCGCCCCUGGUUACUUGAACGUCGACGUGGACACCGAAACGGGCGAAAUCGACGGACUUUUCUAGACACUUAAUAUUCUUAUGCCACAUCUAGAGAUGACUCGUCAUGUUUACAUUGGCGAAUAUAGACAUAAUAAGGAUAGAGUCCAAACUUAUUACAAGGGGCGAGGAGUCCCAUGCAUUGACUUCAACGGAUUCAACAGGGUUGGAGCAUUAGGACACACGAGGAGUAUAAGGUAUAAGACGGUCCGCCAUCAUCUGAAUUAGUCGAUCAUGACUAUUUAUUAUAUGAUACCUUCAACGGUAAUGCAUACCAUAAGAUAGGAUACUAUCCAACAGGGUUGUAAACGCCCUGAAGAAAGGAAUAAAUUUGCAUUAAAUUCCUCAUUAAACGCGCUUGAUGCUCGUUCUCGUGCCCACUCUAAAGUAUAGACUUAUUGUUCC